AUGCCGCCGCCCUCCACAGCCGCCGCUUCGGCGGCCCUCCGCCGCGAGGACCUCCUCCGCGUCGCCUCCCCGCUCCGCUCUCUGCUCGCCGCGGCGCCCUACGCGCCCCCCGAAGGCUCCGACACCUCCAUCAAAUCCCUCCUCGCCUCUCUCCUCCCGUCCACAUCUGAGCCCCAGACGGGCGGGACCGGCAAGGAGGCCGUGGACCUGCUCCUCCUCUGCGCCGCCGCCCGCGCGGCCUCCGCGGAGGCCCCCGCGCUGCACUGGGUCCCGGAGGUGCUCUCCAAGGCGGCCGCCGCCGCGAUGGAGGAGAUGGCGGCGAUGGGCGGGUGGGCCGGCAUCGGGGAGAUGUUGGUGGCCAUGAUGCCGGAGGCAGUGCCCCCGCUGAAGGCCGUGCUGAAGGAUACAGGCGUGGACGCCAAUGAUGACAUGAUGAUGAUUGGCGCCGUGAAGCCGCCCAAGGAGCACGCCUUUGUCGCCGCGCACCAGUUCCGGUGGCUGUUGUCUCAGGUUAAUUACCCCAAGCUUGGCGAUCUGUGCUGGUUAGUCAUUCCAUGUGCUUUGACGGCAUUGGAUCAUUGGUCACCCGACGUUAAGGAACAAGGAAUGAUUAGCUUCAUGCACAUAGCAAAGAAUGUGAAAGCAACAGAAUUAAGUUUGUAUGAAGAUGCAAUACUUGACGCGUGUUGCCAUAACAUUCCUGCAGAUGAUGAGUUAUGGUAUCGUGUUGUUGAGGUAUCAGUGCUGCUCUUGACUUGCACUCAGAGAAGUAAUCCACGUAGCCCUUGGUACGACCGUGUGCUUUCUGAGAUGCUGGGCCACCUGGAACGGCAACCACUAAACAAAGAACGUCGUGUUGCAUGGCUUACCCUUAUCGGACCGGUUUUCGAUUCUAUGGGACUCUUCCUAUUGGCACAUUUUCGUCUCCUGUUCUCUCUCUUUUUCCAAUGGAUACAUGCUGAUGAUGAUAGAACAGUUCUUCUGGUUUUAGAACGAGUUCAUACAGUUAUUAAGCUUACCUGGAUCAGGAAGUCACCCUACACUUCAAGGCUGGUGGAUGAGCUUGUUCUUUUGUAUAAAGAGUCAGCCACACGGAAGAGCCGUGAGAUGAUGAGAAAUCACAUAAUGGAAAUACUCAUGCUACUCCAGAAAUGCAAGGGGCAGCAGUUUGAGGAAGCUUGGAAGAAGCAUGAAGCUGAUCUAGAUUUAACAUUGUUGCUAUCCCGUUUCAAAGAACUUUGCACUGAAGAUGGUUCGCUAGAUAUUUGA
This is a messenger RNA of Triticum turgidum subsp. durum (durum wheat), 1269 nucleotides long. The record is from the annotation of a GenBank genome assembly. Lineage: Eukaryota; Viridiplantae; Streptophyta; Magnoliopsida; Poales; Poaceae.